Molecule: messenger RNA, 1538 nt
Organism: Yamadazyma tenuis ATCC 10573
Lineage: Eukaryota; Fungi; Ascomycota; Pichiomycetes; Serinales; Debaryomycetaceae
Source: RefSeq, a predicted model, not a curated record
GUACCUUAACCCAUCUUUAAUCGUGUCUUAAAAUCUGGAAAUUUUCAAUUCCCUGGUGGUUCCUGUGAAUUUUGUUUCAAAUCUCCUAUUUACAACCUACCCUCACGACGCAGAAUCGCAUUACACUCUCCAGUGCCUUGUCGGAUGUCCACGGUUACCACCAAAAAAAAGUUGGUGUAUAAACAAGAUCCAGACGGUGUGUUUCGAUUAAAGAAGUUGGGCGACGACGACCGGCUCUCCACCAAAUCUGACAAACGCACCGUUGACGAUUAUUUGAACGACUUGAUUUCCUGUGCCUACGAAGUGGUUGAACCCAACAAAGUGCAGCCGAUCCUUUCCGAAGACAACGUCCUGCUACAAUCUCCCACGAAACUGGUCAAAAUCCAACCCCAACCCCUGGAAACCCAUUACGACGCCCAGCCUUCCUAUCCACCACAGUCUCCACUCCCAGAGCCUUUAGCCUCUUCUGCCACCAAAGAAAAUCUUACCUUCAAAGACCGUACUAACGGCCUAAAUAUCACUUUCCCACCAUCGCCCCAGGUAGGAACGUCCUUCUCCUUCCCCAAAAUGCCUGUGUCCACCCUAAACUCAUCCAAAAUGUUCCACAUCCCCAGCUUUGGCUUGGGACUCGUCAUUGCCAUUACCAUCAGUCAGUCAUCCACCUACAUUCUUCUGUACUCCAAAAUCGCCUUUGAGUACGCCAAAAUCGGCUUGGUAUGGGUGCUUAUUUUGGGUGCAAUUGCCUGGUACACCGGCAUCAUCAAAGUACAAGAAUGGAGCAAAUUGAGAACAACCUUGACCUCCUUGACAGCAAAACCAUCACAAGAAGCCACAAGUGCUCCAGGAACCCCCAUUCUGCCCACAAAUAUACUCAACCACAACCACUACUUUAAUCAGAAUCAGAACCAGAACCAGAACCGGGAAAUGCACAGUCAUGUCCACGAUUAUAUGGGAGACUCGCCACCACAGGCAUCACGGCUGCAGUCCAGCCGUCCCCGGUACAAGUCUCGUCCCUCUGAGUCCCGGCGAAACACCGCCACCAAUAUUAUGCCCUUCAAACCUCACGUAAGACCCGAGUACGCCAGUGAACGAUCUCCCAGUGUGCCCAACUUGAGCCACGAAAAACUGUCGUUGCCCAAACUCACACGCUUCAACACAUCCGACAACAGCAAGACAAAUUACUGGCGGUUUGUGGAGCGGUCUCGUGCUGACAAUGAGCCACGUCAUGUCAAAUCUUUCCCCAAAGCAGCUCCGUUGCCUUCUCUACCCGACGAGGACUUACCGUUCGUUAACGAGGUCAAGUUGUUGUCGAGGAAGCCUGGAUUUGAUCUGUUCAAUGAAAUGGAGCAGGUGGACGAUUUACCGGGGUUUGAUAUCAAGCGUCUGAAUACCUCUGCAUCCAAGAAGUCGGUUCUCGGCACCAAACAGAACUACUACAAAUUCUUGGCCAAUGCAGAUACCCUAGACCAUGACUAGUAUAUAGUCAUCGUGAUGUAGUAGUCAUGAAUAAUGUAUAAUGUACAUACAUGUUUUUGCAG